GUUAUCUGGUAUCUCUGGAGUCCCGUGGAGAAAGUACUGGCUGCCGCACUGGUGGCGGCUAGAGCAGGCGGUGGGUCGGCGGACUGGCUGUUUGGUCUCGCCGCAGCUAGGGGCCGUUUCCAUCGCAGCACCACGGCCCCAUCCUCCAGCCCAGACCCCGGCGCGGCUGCCCGGGGGGCUCCUUCUGGCUCCUUGACGCCGCUCCAAGGGGCAUCUACCUGGGCAUCGCCAGGGUCUCCCGCCGGGGGACUGGUUCCCGGCUUCAGCACUCCGGGCCACUGUAAGAAGUGCCCUUAUCAACCCGCGCCCUGCCCCCCUCCCUGAGCCAUCGAGACCCUGGUCCAGAGCGACAGCCUUGGACCUGGGACUAGACGGAUCCAAGACGCUAAGCCCUGGCCUCCUACAGACGGGGCUCUGCAUCGUCUCUGAUAUGUCACCCACCAUCUCCCACAAGGACAGCAGUCGGCAACGACGGCCAGGGACUUUUAACCACUCUCUAGAUAUGAAGAGCGGUCCUCUGCCGCCGGGCGCCUGGGAUAAUUAUCCGGACUUGGUUGGCGGGGAAGGGGACAAAGAAGCUUUUCUUUGGGAUAUCGGCGCUAGUGACUUCUCAAAACCCCCACGGAGCUGCCGGGCGGAAUUAAGAAGCAUUUUGCUGUUGCUCUUUCUUUACGUGCUUCAGGGCAUUCCACUGGGCCUGGCGGGAAGCAUCCCACUCAUUUUACAGAGCAAAAAUGUUAGCUAUACAGAUCAAGCUUUCUUCAGUUUUGUCUUUUGGCCCUUCAGUCUCAAAUUGCUCUGGGCCCCUUUGGUUGAUGCGGUUUACUUUAGGAACUUCGGUCGUCGCAAAUCUUGGCUUGUCCCUACACAGUAUAUACUGGGACUCUUCAUGAUAUAUCUCUCUACUCAAGUGGACCAUUUGCUCGGAAAUACAGAUGGCAGAACCCCCGAUGUGGUUGCUCUCACAGUGACAUUCUUUUUGUUUGAAUUCCUGGCAGCUACGCAGGACAUCGCUGUGGAUGGUUGGGCGUUAACUAUGUUAUCCCGGGAAAACGUGGGUUAUGCUUCUACUUGCAAUUCAGUGGGCCAAACAGCCGGUUACUUUUUGGGCAAUGUUUUGUUUUUGGCCCUUGAAUCUGCCGACUUUUGUAACAAAUACUUGCGGUUUCAACCUCAACCCAGGGGAAUCGUUACUCUUUCAGACUUCCUUUUCUUCUGGGGAACUGUAUUUUUGAUAACAACAACUUUAGUUGCCCUUCUGAAAAAAGAACACAAAGAAGUAUCAGUAGGAAAAGAAGAAACCCAAGGGAUCACAGAUACUUACAAGCUGCUUUUUGCAAUUAUAAAAAUGCCUGCAGUUCUGACAUUUUGCCUUCUGAUUCUAACUGCAAAGAUUGGUUUUUCAGCAGCAGAUGCAGUAACAGGACUGAAAUUGGUAGAAGAGGGAGUACCCAAAGAACAUUUAGCCUUAUUGGCAGUUCCAAUGGUUCCUUUGCAAAUAAUAUUGCCUCUGAUUAUCAGCAAAUAUACUGCAGGUCCCCAGCCACUAAACAUAUUUUACAAAGCCAUGCCCUACAGAUUAUUGCUUGGAUUAGAAUAUGCUCUACUGGUCUGGUGGACUCCUAAAGUAGAACAUCAAGGGGGAUUCCCUAUAUAUUACUAUAUUAUAGUGCUGCUCAGUUAUGCGUUACAUCAGGUUACAUUGUAUAGCAUGUAUGUUUCCGUAAUGGCUUUCAAUGCGAAGGUUAGUGAUCCACUUAUUGGCGGAACAUAUAUGACCCUUUUAAAUACUGUGUCCAACCUGGGAGGAAACUGGCCUUCUACAGUAGCUCUUUGGCUGGUAGAUCCCCUCACAGUGAAAGAGUGUGUAGGAGCAUCAAACCAGAAUUGCCAAACACACGAUGCUGUUGAGCUUUGCAAAAAACUCGGUGGCUCAUGUGUUACAGCACUGGAUGGUUAUUAUGUGGAGUCCGUUAUUUGUGUUUUUAUUGGAUUUGGUUGGUGGUUCUUUCUUGGUCCGAAACUUAAAAAGUUACAGGAUGAAGGACCAUCUUCAUGGAAGUGCAAAAGGAGCAAGUAAUGCAUUCACUACUGGACAUUCUAGAAAGGUAACUCUAGUUUAGUUUUAACUCAGAGAGUUACAGUAAUCAGUGUACAGGAGUAUAAAAUAUUAUUUUAAACAGGAAAUUAUUAAUAUAAAAUGCCAAAUGGUUAAAAAUAUAGGGACCUCUCUGUAUAUUUAAAUAUACUUUUCCUUGCCUUGUCAAUGUAUUUAAAGUUUACUUAAGGUCAGGAAAUUGGUACUAAAACAACUUUUCUGAUCUUCUUAUUUGAUUUAUGUCUUUUUAAUUUACUGACCAAAGCAUGUUUUAAGCUGCAGUGCAGUAGUCAUGGGUGGUAACCAUGCAGUCAAGUAUUGUUAUCAGUACCUAUCAUUGAGCUAUAUUAAAAUGUUUGGUAAAAUAUAUUAAAUGGAACAGAGCUUGAUAUUCAGGUACUAACUACAACUAGUUUGGCCUUGUUGGCAGUUCAAUCUUAUUUUGAAUUGCAAAUUGGUUAAAUUUUAUGUGGAAUUUCUUGAGAAGAGAAACUACUGAAAUACCAUUUUAGUUUUAAAAACUAAAUACCAAUUUAGUUUUAAUUUUUCUGACCAUAACCACAUUGUGCUAAUGAAUCUGUGUUAAAAAGACUAUUUUAAAUGUAUUUCCUGCUUUUGUAAGCAUUAAAGAUUUAUAGGAAGAUUAUUCAAACUAUUUUUUAUAAAAUGAAAGCUAUGACUUUUAAUUUAUUGGUUUCCCCUCCCCCUUCCCCCCUUUUGGAAGAUAUUUUGAUUCCUUGUUAAUUUUACCCUAAAGCUUACAUACGGUUUUUUGUCAUAAGUGCUUCAUGGCACAUGGACAGCUCACAAGUGGUUCAAAUUUAAUGUUGUAUGUAUGUUCAUGGCAAAGUUUUGAAAAUAAAAAUUAAACGUUUUUCUUCAAGUAGUUUUCUUUUUAUUAUUGAGAGAAAAACAGUAAAACUUACUGAUAAAGAAAAAUUUAAAUGAAUAAUAGUGUAAUUUUAGAAACUGUUUUGAAGAGA
This is a messenger RNA of Eubalaena glacialis (North Atlantic right whale), 3081 nucleotides long. RefSeq names its product solute carrier family 33 member 1 (gene SLC33A1). Gene Ontology annotation, molecular function: acetyl-CoA transmembrane transporter activity. The record is from RefSeq and is a predicted model, not a curated record. Bases 431 to 2080 code for a protein of 549 amino acids. Lineage: Eukaryota; Metazoa; Chordata; Mammalia; Artiodactyla; Balaenidae. Gene Ontology annotation, cellular component: membrane. The transcript is spliced from 6 exons.